This is a messenger RNA of Etheostoma spectabile (orangethroat darter), 1409 nucleotides long. RefSeq names its product WD repeat domain phosphoinositide-interacting protein 4-like. The record is from RefSeq and is a predicted model, not a curated record. Lineage: Eukaryota; Metazoa; Chordata; Actinopteri; Perciformes; Percidae. Gene Ontology annotation, molecular function: protein binding.
AGAAUAAAGUUUUAUUUGAAUCUUCUCUGGGCGCCUGCAGGCUGUUUCUGCUGCGCGAUGGAGACCGGCGUCAGGAUCUACAACGUGGAGCCCCUGAUGGAGAAAGGCCACCUGGACCAUGAGCAGAUCGGCAGCGUGGCCUCCUGCUCCAUGCUGCAUCGCUCCAACCUGGUGGCCCUGGUCGGAGGAGGAGUCAACCCCAAAUUCUCAGAAAUCUCAGUGCUGGUCUGGGACGACGCCCGGGACUCUCGAGAAGCCAAAGACAAGCUGGUUCUGGAGUUCACCUUCACCAAACCGGUUCUUGCGGUCCGCAUGAGGCACGACAAGAUCAUCAUCGUGUUAAAGAACCGGAUCUACGUGUACAGUUUCCCAGAUAACCCUGUUAAGCUGUUUGAGUUCGACACCAGAGAUAACCCCAAAGGUCUGUGUGACCUGUGUCCCAGUCUGGAGAAACAGCUGCUGGUCUUUCCGGGUCACAAAUGCGGCAGCCUGCAGCUGGUUGACUUGUCCAACACCAAGCCGGGGACGUCGUCGGCUCCCUUCACCAUCAACGCCCACCAGAGCGAGAUCGCCUGCGUGGCGCUGAACCAGCCCGGCAGCGUGGCGGCCUCCGCCUCGCGCAAGGGAACGCUCAUCCGCCUGUUUGACACCACCACCAGAGACAAGCUGGUGGAGCUGAGGAGGGGAACCGACCCGGCCACGCUCUACUGCAUUAACUUCAGCCACGACUCGUCCUUCCUGUGCGCCUCCAGCGAUAAAGGAACAGUUCACAUCUUCGCGCUCAAAGACACCAAACUCAACCGCCGCUCGGCGCUGGCCCGUGUUGGGAAGGUGGGCCCUGUGAUUGGUCAGUACGUGGACAGCCAGUGGUCGUUGGCCAGCUUCACCGUGCCGGCAGAGUGCGCCUGCAUCUGCGCUUUUGGAAAAAACACGUCCAAGAACGUCAACUCUGUCAUUGCCAUCUGCGUGGACGGGACCUUCCAUAAGUACGUGUUCACCCCGGAUGGAAACUGCAACCGGGAAGCCUUCGACGUUUAUCUGGACAUCUGUGAUGACGACGACUUCUGAAGACAGAUUACAACUUUAGAAGAGGAAAGGGGACGAGGACGAGGAGGAAAGGGGACGAGGAUGAGGAGGAAAGGGGACGAGGAUGAGGAGGAGAGGGGAUGAGGAGGAGAGGGGAUGAGGAGGAAAGGGGACGAGGACGAGGAGGAAAGGGGACGAGGAUGAGGAGGAGAGGGGACGAGGAGGAAAGGGACGAGGACAGCGCUGACGAAUGAAAACGGACGAGUUAUUGAUUGUUGUUGUUGGGGAAAAUGUCCCGAGACGGAGAAUCCGAGACUUUAUCACGAGGCCGUUUUUUUAACAGUGUUUGUAAUUGGUUGUGUCUACAGUAUGAAUAUAAAUAU